GUGUCCCUCUCUCCUGUCAGUUCUCUAUAUGUGUCACACUACUCAGUGAAUGCCUAGAUUGACAGAAGAUAACAAACAGAUACAACAGACAAAGAUUGAAAAAACAAAUAAGCUGUAAGAAACUGACAAACACCAGUUCUCCCUCAAGACACAAAGACUGCUACCAGGAUGUCUGGCUGUACCCAGGAAGAGGAGGAGUUGCCUGCCAAUCACACAGGUCCAAAAGGGGUGAUUAAUGACUGGCGAAGGUUUAAGUUGGACAGCGUGGAUCAGACUGUCCCCCAAAGCAAGAGAGAGCUGCUCAGACAAAUGUCCAGUCCACGAGAGGAUGACAAGGAGAGACUCAACAGAAAGAUGAGUGUUCAGGAGUACGAACUGAUCCAAGAAGAGGAUGAACGCUGCCUGAAACGCUACAGAAAACAGUGUAUGCAGGAAAUGCACGAGCGCCUGAGCUUUGGUCCUACAUUUGAAGCGGUCUACGAGCUUGAAAGUGGAGAAGCCUUCCUGGAAGUCAUAGAGAAGGAACAUCGGUUGACCCUAGUGGUAGUCCACAUCUACCAGCACGGUGUCAAAGGCUGUGAACAGCUGAACUCAUGUCUGGACUGUCUGGCUUCGGAGUACCCCAGCGUUAAAUUCUGUCGUAUUGAUGCUGUGGCGACAGGUGCUGCUGAGCGUUUCUCCUCUGAGGUUCUUCCUGCCCUGCUGGUGUACAAAGCUGGUGAGUUACUGGGUAAUUUCCUGGCUGUUACCAAACACUUCAAUGAAGAGUUCUUUGCAACGGAUGUGGAGGCGUUUCUUAAUGGAUACGGCCUGUUACCUGAGAAGGAGUUCACAGCAUGUGCUGAUGAUGAGGACGAGGGAGGGGACGUGGAAUAGAAAGAGAAGGAAAGAGUGUAAUUGUAGUGGAGGGCAGUGGAUAAAAGCAGAGGAAGAGGAAACAGGAAGAGGGGAUAGAACAGUAAAGGGACAAAGGAAAGGAGAGCAGAGGAAAGGAAUUGAGGAAAGAAGUGGCGGAAAACAGUGGGACAGUGUUCCAGUCAUGACACACACACACACACACACGAGUUAAGAAAGCAUAUACAUUGCAUGUGCAGGUAAACACACAUAAUAGAAAACAUCCACCAGCCCACACUGAAUGCUGAUUGUAUUUAGAAGCAAUUAGGUGUAAAUCACAUGGUGUGAGAAAUACUGCUUUGCAGUCAUGUCAUAGCUUUACAAUAAAAGAUUACUCUACCAAAGA
Siniperca chuatsi (mandarin fish) is the source of this 1240-nucleotide messenger RNA. It is a transcript of the gene pdca, whose product is annotated as phosducin a. The record is from RefSeq and is a predicted model, not a curated record. Gene Ontology annotation, biological process: regulation of G protein-coupled receptor signaling pathway. Lineage: Eukaryota; Metazoa; Chordata; Actinopteri; Centrarchiformes; Sinipercidae. Bases 169 to 876 code for a protein of 235 amino acids. The transcript is spliced from 6 exons.